Penicillium cinerascens is the source of this 1920-nucleotide messenger RNA. RefSeq lists its product as uncharacterized. NCBI's taxonomy places the organism in Eukaryota, Fungi, Ascomycota, Eurotiomycetes, Eurotiales, Aspergillaceae. Gene Ontology annotation, molecular function: basic amino acid transmembrane transporter activity. Bases 1 to 1920 code for a protein of 639 amino acids. The transcript has 3 exons. The record is from RefSeq and is a predicted model, not a curated record. Gene Ontology annotation, cellular component: fungal-type vacuole membrane. Gene Ontology annotation, biological process: transmembrane transport; basic amino acid transport.
AUGUUUUUGAUCUACAGGCAUAUCAAGAAACGGAAUGAAGAGAGGCGGCUUCAGGCUUCAGUUUUGAAUAAUGCGGGGAAUACAAAUAAAACGGAUGAUACUGUGACUAUGUCGCAGCCCCCAGUCGAGCUCGCGCCAGGGCAAACCGCGCCAGUGGAAUUCACACAAGUCGAAUCUACGCCUGGUGAAACCGUGCCUAUUGAAACCGGGCCAAUCAAAGCCAAAGAACUGAACGAGAAUCAGAAAAACAACAACCUCACACCCGAAGAGGCCGCAGAGAAACGGAAAAGAAACAUAUACCGAUGGAAGAUCAUUCUCGGCCUAUUCAGCCCCUUCUGCCUGCAGGCACUGGACACAACGAUCGUAGCAUCAGCACUGCCGUUCAUCGCUAAGGACUUCAACCAAAUAAAACAACUAAAUUGGAUAAUCUCCGCCUUCAACCUGACCUCCGCCGCUUUCCUCUUCAUCUGGGCUCAACUAACCGACCUCUUCGGCCGGCACGUGGUGCUGCAAACCGCAGUCCUAAUAAUGAUGAUCGGCUCCGCAAUCUGCACUGGCGCCCCAACAUCCUCAUUUCCCGUCCUUCUCCUGGGCCGCGCCCUGCAAGGCGUUGGUGCUGCAGGUGUGAACAUCUCUAUCCGCACGAUCCUCGCUGAUCGCGUCUCUCUCUCCGAGUACGCACUCAAUUGGACCAUAUUUGCACUUAUUUCUGGGGUGGGAUUUAGUAUUGGGCCCGUUAUUGGUGGCUAUUUGACGCAGGCAUCAUGGAGGUGGUGUUUUGCUAUCAAUUUGCCUAUUGCGGUGGUUGCUAUGGUCGUUGUCGCUGUUUUUUUGAGGAAUGACUUGCAGGGUCCGGUACCGAUUGUGGAGAUGGAAGGUGUAAAUGUCUCGACAAGGUCCGGGCGUUUCAUGGCGAGGCUUUCCACUAUUGAUUAUGGUGGUCAGAUGCUUUUCCUGUGGGGAUUUGGUCUGUUGAUUCUGGCUUUGACUUGGGGUGGGGGCACAUACUCCUGGCAUUCGGCAUCUGUACUGGCUCCCAUCAUUAUUGGUGGUGUUUUGUCCAUUGGUUGGAUUGUGUACGAGCGCUUUAUGGUGCCAGGCUCGGUUAUGGCAAAGGUGUUUCCUCGUCAGAAGGCUAUGAUGUCGUGGGAACUACUGCGGCAUCGUGAUAUCGGGUUGCUGUUUCUGAUCAAUAUUUCCGUUGGGGUUGCUAUGUUUGCCGUUAUGUAUUUCAUGGAUCUGUACUUUGCGCUUGUGGAAGGGACGAGCUCUGGGCAUGCGGGCCUUUCCCUGCUAUAUUUCCUGCCUGGCUUGGGCGCCGGCGCUUACAUGGCCAUGUUCUCUUCUAACGUCUGGCCACGUCAAACCUUCCCAUCACUCUUUCUCGGGGGUAUAACAUCCGCAGUCGGGAUCACCGUCCUCGCAUGGGGCGUACACGCCGGAACAAAAAGCGUGAUUUACGGGAUGAUGGCACUAGUCGGACACGGUGUCGGAAUCCGCAUGAAUCCGGGAUCGCUACACGGCCUUGCCUAUUUUCCCGCGAGGACAGCGCAGAUUACCUGUCUUGUUUCUUUCGCGAUUCCGUUCGGCGGUCUACUUGGUCUGACGAUCAUGACUACGGUAUUCACCAAUAAGAGUGGCGCCGCUGAGUCUGAUCCGAGGGCCGGAAUUAAGUGGGCAUUUAUUGCGAUGAUACCAGUGAUGUGGCUUUCUGUGUUACUUACUACCUUGCUUGGGAAUGUUUGGCUUUCGAAGGAUGGGAGCCAUGAGGUUGCUAAUCGGCCUUAUCUUUGGAAUACUUUGAUACGGAGGGAUUUGAAGAGAGAGAAGAGGAGACGGGAAGAGUCUGAUUUGGCUAUGGAAAAGAAGGAGGAUGCUGAGAUGGGUGGUUCUGCGGUGGGCCCUGAGAGGGCUGAAUAG